This is a messenger RNA of Talaromyces atroroseus, 2991 nucleotides long. RefSeq lists its product as hypothetical. The record is from RefSeq and is a predicted model, not a curated record. Gene Ontology annotation, molecular function: ubiquitin binding. NCBI's taxonomy places the organism in Eukaryota, Fungi, Ascomycota, Eurotiomycetes, Eurotiales, Trichocomaceae. Gene Ontology annotation, biological process: double-strand break repair via homologous recombination; protein deubiquitination. The transcript has 8 exons. The coding region runs from base 1 to 2991 and encodes 996 amino acids.
AUGGCCCGCAAAUUCACUCAUCAGCGAGUGAGCUAUGUUCUCCCUCUACCAAAUGCCUCCGGUGGCCACCGCCUCGGCGUCAACGGUCUUGCUGUUGACUCGGACAAUCGCAUCCUAUACUCGGCAGGCCGUGACGGAGUUAUAUGCUCCUGGGAUUUGAACUACCACACCGCUUCGUCUUCGUCGUCUACUAAAGCCGCGCCCCCUCCGACGACUAGAAGAGACCAGGUCCAGGCUCACAGCCACUGGAUCAACGACAUCAUCCUAACUCGAAGUAACUCCGCUAUAGUCUCGGCAUCAUCUGAUACGACCGUCCGCGUUUGGCGGCCGCGAUCUCAAACGAACGAACUUCCAACCUCGAUCGGCCGACAUGCGGAUUACGUCAAGUGCUUGGCGAUCCCGGAUCAGCAUUCGAACUGGGUGGCAUCAGGCGGUCUGGAUCAGAAGGUUUUCCUCUGGGAUCUCGAGGGCAAGGGUGAGAUUUUGAAGAUUGAUACUUGCGGCGAUGAGGCCACUGAGAAGGGCUCUGUGUAUGCGCUGGGGACCGGUGGCUCUGUGUUGGCAAGCGGAGGACCGGAGUCUGUUGUUCGCGUGUGGGAUCCCAAAUCAGGAAAACUAAUCACAAAGUUCGUCGGCCACACUGAUAAUAUCAGAGACAUUUUGAUCAAUCAAGAUGGAGACACGAUUAUGACAGCAUCUUCCGACCAAACCAUCAAGGUGUGGUCGUUGACGGCCGGUCGGUGCUCGCAUACCUUGACUAUGCAUAACGACAGCGUCUGGUCACUUUAUUCAGACCACCCCCAGUUGUCGGUCUUUUACUCCAGUGACAGAUCUGGCCUCGUUGCCAAGACAGACACAAGGAACGUGGCGGAUAUCGAUCAGGGUACAUCCAUUGCAGCUCUCCAAGAACAUGAAGGUGUGAUCAAGGUCGUAGCAGCCUGCGACUCUAUUUGGACAGCAACUCGAAAAUCCAGUAUCAACAGGUGGAGUGAUGUGGAUACUACAGCAGAAAUAGAACUUCCAAACACCGCAGUACGACGUUUCAGUUCAGGGUUACCUGCUGAAUCGCCCCAAGAGACCCCUGCUAUGAACACCAACGAAACGGCAAAGAAAAUUCCACGCAGUUCACUCCUACUCCUCUCGAACAUGUCAAUAAUUCCAGGCCUGGACCCUGAACGAGCUACUAUUUAUUCGUCUGUUAGUGGCCGAAAACCAACGGAGAUUGUCACCAAUGAGGAGCUGGGGGAAUUAACUCCUGUAUAUUCAGCGCCAGAUGAAACCAUUGAAGGCCAACUUGGAUUGAUCAAGCACUUCAUGUUGAACGAUAGAAAGCGUACUUUAACUCAAGAUACGGCUGGUGAGGUGUUGAUGUGGGAUCUUUUAAAGUGUGUUCCAAUUCAGAGUUUUGGGAAGCGUCAUAUAGAUGAUGUUGCCUCCGAGGUCAAUACCGUAGAGACCAUAGCUCACUGGUGUACCCUUGACAUUCGUACCGGACGGCUGUCUGUUAUAUUAGAACCUAAUAGAUGUUUCGAUGCAGAAGUCUACGCCGAUGAGGUAGAGAUUUCGAAUCGCGAAGAGUAUACGCCAGACCAACGGAUAAAUCUUGGAAAAUGGGUCCUUCGCUGGUUAUUCAAGGAUUUGAUUGAAGAGGAGAUCCGACGUGAUGAAACAUAUCGAAAGUCGAUUGCACCAAAGGCAACAGAACUGCAAUCCUCGGGUGGUGUUAAGGCUCCAAACUCCAUUGACUUGCCUCCACUCCAAUUACCGAGAACGCCAGGGUCUCAAGGGUUUCCGGAUCUUACACGCCAAGCCAAUGGAUUGCAAGCAAAUCCUACCACGCCAGGUCUUAACAUAGGUCUCGCAACUCCAGGACCUACUACUAGUGCCUUUGCCUCACCUUUUUCUCCAACCGAAGACCAAGCGUCCAACAUAAGGCCUAGUCACGAAUUUGCGAGGUCACCGUUAUUAGACAAAUCAAAUGACUACUUCUCUAGCAGUCACUAUAUCGAAGCAGAAAAGCCACCGCAAACUGCCACCGAGGAACAGACUCCUACCGCACUCCCCCAGUCACCAUCUGAGCCUGAGAAAGAGGAGAAGAAGAAAGCGUCGCUGUUUGGGAAAAAGUUUAGAAUGGAAUUCCCCAAAAAGCUGGGAAGGACACCCGAAAUGAAAACUCCACUGCCGGAGGAAAAACAAGAAGAGUCUGAUAAAUCGUCUGAGAGAGAAGAAAAGGCAUUUGCAUCAAAUCUCUAUGGCGUGAUUGACCGCAUUCGCCAUGAUUACGAGAUGUUUUUCAUACGCCGUCCGGGGCAAGCUUUGGGCUCCGGAAUAACACCCAGCUCAACAAGCGAAACUCCUGCGCUGGAUAUUCCUCAAGACACUAGUAUCUUGAUUCAAGAAGAAUCGGGGGAUACAGCUGUAGCGGCGGAUCUUUACCGAGGUUUAGUUGGAAGCAUACGCGACGAUAUUGAUAAACUCGAGAAAACUGUUCCGCACUGGCUUGGAGAGUUGUUGCUGAAGAACCAAGCACCGGCUAAAGAAGUGGUGAAGGUGGCUUUCAUUCUAAAGCCGUACGAUGAUCAGUUGCCUCCGGUUACCAAACUCGAAGGCAGUUCGAGACUGAAUGCAAAUCGCAUGCUUCGAGCUAAAAAGAUCCUCACUUACGUAGCUGAGCGAAUCGAUCCACCCAACCCAGCUGAUCCAGACCCAAAUCCCAUGCAACCGGAGGAAUACCUGGAGCUAUAUUGCCAAAACACUCUUGUACCCAUUAACAUGACCUUGGCAACCAUCAAGACCCAUAUUUGGCGAACAGGCGGAGACAUGAUCUUAUUCUAUAAGGCAAACGGUAAAAAGGCGAUUCUUCCUCCAGUACCGGAGGCAAAACCAGCAGAUACUUCCGAAUCUCACUCGCCAAACGAUGACAACAAUAACCAACGUGAUGACCGAUCUGCUUCUGCAACCUCGAAUUCAAUCACAGAGGGUCCUCUCUGA